Messenger RNA from Gastrolobium bilobum, 876 nucleotides. RefSeq names its product WAT1-related protein At1g25270-like. Gene Ontology annotation, cellular component: plasma membrane. Lineage: Eukaryota; Viridiplantae; Streptophyta; Magnoliopsida; Fabales; Fabaceae. The record is from RefSeq and is a predicted model, not a curated record. The transcript has 5 exons. The coding region runs from base 1 to 876 and encodes 291 amino acids. Gene Ontology annotation, molecular function: transmembrane transporter activity.
AUGGGCAGGCCUAUAUGUAUUGAGCCUAAUCACACACGAUUGAAGAGUGAAUACUUUAAGUUGGGUAAUAUACUUCUUGGGCUGGUGAUGGCUGCUAUGUGGAGUUGCGGGGCAAUGAUGCUGACCUUUCUCCAAGGCGUAGAAAUUAACAUUUGGACCUUCCACAUUAACCUUUUGCAUAAAAAUGGCCACACGGGAACACUAAAUGGUAACUCUGGUAGUAAAUUGCUUGGUAUUUUUUGUGGUCUUGGAAGCUGCUUCUGUUUUGCAUUAUGGCUUAUCAUUCAGCUUAAGAUGAGCAAAGAAUACCCAAGCCAUCUCUCGAGUACAGCUUUGAUGAACUUAAUGGGGGCAAUACAAUCUACUAUUUUUUCCCUUUGUGUUGAGAAGGAUUGGAGCCAAUGGAGGUUGGGUCGGAAUAUUAAGCUUCUCACUGCAGCAUUUUUGAUAUGUGAAUUGGUGGUGUUGUUACAGUGUAUUUUGGCCUCUGGAAUAAUGGUUAUUGUCAUUGCAUGGUGUAUAAAGAUGAGAGGCUCACUGUAUGCCUCUGUUUUCAACCCUUUUGUGCUUGUGCUUGUUGCCAUUGUUGGUUCCUUAAUGUUGGAUGAGAACCUAUACAUAGGAAGUGUAAUUGGAGCAAUGCUAAUUGUGAUUGAAUUGUACAUGGUGUUGUGGGGUAAGAUCAAAGAAGUAAAAAAGGUGGCUCACUCACAAAUCACUCUAGGAAUUGAAGAAAUUGAGGUUGUUGUCACGUUCCCGACUGUAGAUCAUGAUAAAAGUAAUCGCAGCAACAACAACCAUUCCUGUAUUGAGGGCAAUAUUGUUUGCAAGGAUCAUGAUAAUUCAUCAAAAAUUGAACAAACACACCGAGAAUAA